Ceratotherium simum simum (southern white rhinoceros) is the source of this 2019-nucleotide messenger RNA. NCBI's taxonomy places the organism in Eukaryota, Metazoa, Chordata, Mammalia, Perissodactyla, Rhinocerotidae. The record is from RefSeq and is a predicted model, not a curated record.
UACGCAACUUACGCGGUGAACCUCGGCAGCGAUAGUUCCGGACAGAGAGGCGGGAAAUACUUUCAAGCGCCAACGUUGACUUCUGGAAACUACAACUACCAAAAGGCUACGGGCUCCUGGGCAAUUUCUCGUUUCCGUCGAGCUGUCCGUCUGGGCUGCUUCUGAGAGGUCAACUUGACUGGCUCUGCCAUCCUCCAUGGCUGCGACAGUUCAAGUGGCUACAUCAGUUCAAGGCUUCCUAUCUGCACAUCACUCUAGUUCAAAACAAGAAAGAUCUUUUCCAACCUCAACCAUCAAACCAGAGUCCCGGGCUUUACUCUGAUGGGACCAACUUAUGUCAUGUGUCAACUCUUCAUCCACAUACUGACCAGGGGAUACCAAGGUCUGAUUGGCUAAGGUCAAUUAAGCCCAUCUCUAGAGCCAUCAAGUUCAGCGCUGCCCAAGUCAUUGUUUGAUUCAACUGGUGGUGAAAUGGGGGUCAACCAGUCCGUGGGCUUUCCACCUGUCACAGGACCUCACCUGGUGGGCUGCGGGGAUGUGAUGGAGGGUCGGGGCCUCCAGGGGAGCUUCUUUCGACUCUUCUAUCCUUGCCAAGAGGCAGAGGUGACCACGGAGCUGCCCCUGUGGAUUCCCCGCUAUGAAUAUUGCACUGGCCUGGCCAAUUACCUGCAGUUUAAUAAGCGCUGGGGAGGAUUGCUGUUCAACCUGGCUGUGGGAUCUUGUCGCCUGCCUGUUAGCUGGAAUGGCCCCUUUAAGACAAAGGACUCUGGAUACCCCUUGAUCAUCUUCUCCCAUGGCCUGGGAGCCUUCAGGACACUGUAUUCAGCGUUCUGCAUGGAGCUGGCCUCCCAUGGCUUUGUGGUUGCUGUACCAGAGCACAGGGACGGGUCAGCUGCGGCCACCUGUUUCUGCAAGCAGGCCCCCGAGGAGAACCAGCCCACUACUGAGUCGCUGGAGGAGGAAUGGAUCCCCUACCGUCCAAUUGAGGAAGGGGAGAAGGAAUUCCAUGUUCGGAAUGGCCAGGUGCAUCAGAGGGUGAGCGAGUGUACACGGGUGUUGAAGAUCCUGCAAGAAGUCACUGCUGGGCAGACUGUCCUCAAUGUCUUGCCUGGUGGGUUUGAUCUGAUGACCUUGAAGGGCAGCAUCGACAUGAGCCGUGUGGCUGUGAUGGGACAUUCGUUUGGAGGGGCCACAGCUAUUCUGGCUUUGGCCAAGGAGACCCAAUUUCGGUGUGCUGUGGCUCUGGAUGCUUGGAUGUUUCCUCUGGAACAUGACUUUUACCCCAAGGCCCGAGGCCCUCUGUUCUUCAUCAAUGCUGAGAAAUUCCAGACAAUGGAGAGUGUCAACUUGAUGAAGAAGAUAUGUGCGCAGCAUGAACAAUCCAGGAUCGUAACUGUCCUUGGUUCUGUUCAUCGGAGUCAAACUGACUUUGCUUUUGUGGCUGGUAACUGGAUUGGUAAAUUGUUCCCCACUCAAACCCGUGGGAGCUUGGACCCCUAUGAAGGUCAGGAGACUGUGGUGCGGGCCAUGUUGGCCUUCCUGCAGAAGCACCUUGACCUGAAAGAGGACUAUGACCAAUGGAACAACCUCGUUGAAGGCAUUGGACCAUCACUCACCUCAGGGGCCCCACAUCAUCUGUCCAGCCUGUAGGCACAACUGGCCAUUUGUAAAAGGUCGCUGAGCUGAGUUCCCAUUUGGGGCCUGCCCAGGGACACCCAUAGCCUCCUCAGGAAGGUAGUUGGUAUGACCCUUCUUCAUAGACUGAGAGGAUGUAAUCAUACUGCUGAUUGGAUAACUGGGUACUUUGAUCUUGGAUUUGUUGAUCUUAAACUCAUGGUGGGACUUGGAUGGCUUACUGACUUUCUGGGGCCUGAGCCCUGAUGAUGUAGGGAACAAGCAGUGGGGUGGGGCUGGGGGCCCCCAAGCCCCAAGCGGAGCGCUAUUAACCCAGCGAGCCUACUCCCUCACCUUGGGCCAGUGUGGCUUCUGCAGUGGAAGAAAUGAAGCCAAAGAACGGAG